This is a messenger RNA of Vespa crabro (European hornet), 3805 nucleotides long. RefSeq lists its product as uncharacterized. NCBI's taxonomy places the organism in Eukaryota, Metazoa, Arthropoda, Insecta, Hymenoptera, Vespidae. Gene Ontology annotation, molecular function: protein binding. The transcript is spliced from 6 exons. The record is from RefSeq and is a predicted model, not a curated record. Bases 750 to 3782 code for a protein of 1010 amino acids.
CGCAUGUCAUCACGAAAGGUCAUUAACGAAAAGUAGACCGAUAAUAAAACGGACAGCGCGAAUAAGUUGGUGCAACGUGACUUUUGAUAAGUUUUUCUUCCUUUCUUUUUUUUUUUUUUUUUCCUUUCUUUUUUUUAUAUAUCCCAGUUCUCCUUGCUCCCGCGAACGACACGUUUUUUUCUUCUCUUUUCUUUCUCUCCUACUUUUUUUUUCUUUCUUUUCUAUUUUUUCUUUUUUCUUUUUUUUCCCCCCCUCGUUUUUAUUUUCCUUUUUAUACCAGGAGAUAUAAGUGGCCGUGUUGAUUCGAGCGUUACAGAAUCAAAGUGACAAUUUUACGUCGUUGGGAUUCUAAUAACGGAGAUCUUACGAGAGUUUGCAGGACUGUCUGUUGGAGAUACAGUCGUCGUCGUCAUCGUCGUCGUCGUCGUCGUCGUCGUCGUCGUCUCAUCUUUAUCGUCAUAGCCUAACGAGAAAUUUGACGAAGAACGUUCGUUCUAGUUGGUGGUAACACGACUCGUGAGAGUGAAGAAAUCACGAGACAGCAGAUAGUCCCGAGUCGGCCCGAGAAGGCAGAUCCGAAAGUACUACGUGAAAUCUGAUGAACGUGAAUCCAUUCGGAAAAUUAAAAUCUAAUCGUGUUAGACGCUCGAUCACAAAACAUUAUACGAGAGAAACCAGAACGUCGUUAUGCGAUUAUGGCCUGUUGAUAAAUUCAAAAAGUUGAAGAUUGAAGCGUCAAAUAGAGAAAGAUGGUCUAUAGAGGUAGUUUGCAAACCGACGAUCCAAGAGAUGCACCGAAAUUGGUCAGAAUGUCGCCACUUAGAACAAGCAGACCGAACGGUCCAAUUUCUAAUACAACGACAAUUAAAAAUACGUAUCAUGGAUCUUACAUCGGUCCUAUCGAUGCUAAUCGUGCAAAGCUUAUCGAGGAGAGACGAUUGGUUCGCGAAAGGGAUAUCGAAUCGGUCGAGAAGGUGAUUAUGAGAACGACGGGUAUGAAAAUCGGUGCCCCUAAAUUACGUAAUAUCAAUCAAAUACGUGAAAGCGUAUUCGUCGAUCCAGCUUUAAUGCCGAUGGAUCAAAUCGGUAAAUCCGACGUGAGAUGUCGUCCUAGAACAAUAGCGAUUGGAUUAGAUGAGUCCAAUGUUAGAGUCAACAGGGUACAGAGUUCUAUGUUGGCCGAUUUGAAGGAUCUCGAAAGAUUACGGAAUACACCACCAUCUCAAAGAAAUGUUAAAACUAUAAAGAAAUUUGAUAAAAACGAGAUGAGAUCGUCUACGUCUAACGCAAAGAAAAAUCCUACGUGUAAUUCGGGAAAAAUACGUUCUGAUUUAAUGAGAAUACAACAGAUGUUUCAAAUACCAGAUAAUAAUACCAAACCGACAUUGAGGAAUACUCAAGAGAGGAAGUCGAGGGUCGAGCUCGAGAAGGAUGAUAAAAAGUUUACCGGCGAGAUCAACAGGACACGUUUGCUGGCCCAAAAGCUCUUGGAGGCGUCUCGAAAUAACCGAGAUGUCUUGAAGGAUCGUUACGGUAAUACCAAGAACGCGUCCUCGAACAAACAACAUCAGACGAGAGAAGUUAAUGGUAAAGUCCCGUGUAAGCAGACUACCAACCAACAGAAUAACGUUGACUCGAAGCAAAUCAAAACGGAGAAGAGAAUCGAAACGUGUUUGAACGAAACGCAACAACCACGUCCACCGUUACGCAAGAGAAGAGACUCAAAGAAUCGGGUUAAUGACAAUACCAACGUUAAUCCUACGGUAAAUGAUAAAAACGAUAUUGCGAAGAAAAUAAUCGAUGAUAAAGAUAUUACGUGUUAUAAGAAUGAACUCGAAUAUAAUUACGUCGAAGUGAAUUCAAUUGUCGGUGAAGAUCCAUACGUUAUUACGAAGAAAAUAAUCGAUGAUAAAGAUAAUACAAGUUAUUCGAAUGAACUUGAAUAUAAUACCGUCAAAGUGAAUUCGAUCGUUGAACAGGGAUUGGAAAGACCGGAUAUAUUGGAUGGACUUUUGAAGGAAUCCGAUCGACAAAUGGCGAAUUUAAAGACAGAUUUGUUAGGGGAUAGAGGAAGAUCGAGAAGCCAUUGGAGAGGAUUCGUACAAUCGAUGAGACUGCACGACGUUGAAUUACAUUCGGAUAGCGAGGAUCAACGAAAAGAUCUUAACCUGUGGAACAAGAGCAUCAGUCAACGUUGGAGAAAACUUAGAAGACGAUGUUCCGUACAGGAAACGUCGGAGCCGCAGGAGUCGUUGAUCCCAGGUGGUGGAACUCAAGGUGUCAUUCAUACCGUGAGAUCGACCCCAGCUAGUAGGGAGGCAUCACCGGCUGCCAAAAGUCUUCAGGAUGGUAGCUCACCGAAGAAACUUUUGCAAACUAGUUCCCUAAGAUUGCCAGGUACUACAAAAGGCAUCGCGGAUAUUCAGAAUGUAUUAAGGAGCAAGUUCAGUAAGAUAAAUGCUGGAAUUAGAAAAAGGAAGGCACUGAGCGUGACCGAGGUAUUUUCGCAAAAGGACAAUGCCUCGAAUUUCUACGUACCGAGUCCAUUAACUUCCUCGACGAGUCAAAGCUUCGAUUCAGAACGUUUCGAUACAAGCGAGCCAACGUCUUUACCACCUUAUCCUUUUCACGAUACCUUGGAGACCUUGGCGGAAACUAGCGUACCGAAUUCACCUAACUGUAAGAGUCCUUUGACCGAUGAUUGUCCAAGUUUCGCAUAUUGCGAGAAUACCGAUUCCUACGAUCAUCAACUUCACGAUCAGGAUAAGAAGGACGUUUACGAGAACAUGGUGUUCAAUAAUUCUUCGUCAAGUUCCUCGAGCAGGUCAAAGGUGUCACUUUAUCGGAGUAAUUCGGAAAGUCGUGACAAUGUAAGAUCUCAGGAUCAUUCGUAUGAGAACGUACGUUAUCACAGAGGACAGAGAUCGGAAAUUGGUUCCCCUGGAAGUCCUUAUUGCGAUAGGCAAACCCUAGCAAGAAGUAAUUCCGAGACAAGGGGCGAUCAUCAUUGUUACGAGAACGUGAAUUUUCAGAAAAACGGAAAGAUUAGAAAUCAAUUGGAUUCGUCAUUCGAGACGAUUCAUAUACCUAGAGUUACGCCGAGAAAAAGGAUCACGGAUUUCAAGAUUGGCGGACAAGUUAGUAAUUAUUCGACCGAUUCGAGCGCCACCUCUAUCGUUGGCAAAGACGACGGACCCUCCAGUCUUGGGACCGAGAGGAGUCCUGGUAAAAAAUCAACGAGGAGGUUAAACAGCCGAAGCGUGGCUAACAUACCUAGCUCCUCUGGUGCUAAUUUGAAGACAUGGCAAGGCGCUCAGGAUACGGACGAAGGUCUUAAUACGGACUCCGAAUUGGAGGACAUUGACGAGGCUGGAGAAGGUGAAGAAUCAAGAUUCUGUACAUUACCUAGGCCUGGUAAAGGUGGUGCAUCCUUUACGAUAUUGACAGCCAGAUUUUUCAAAGGGCCUGGCCACAAAGGACUCGGUUUUAGCAUCGUUGGUGGCACCGAUAGUCCGCGAGGUAACAUGGGAAUAUAUGUGAAAACUGUAUUCCCUAAUGGUCAAGCUGCCGAUCUUGGUACUGUCAAGGAAGGGGACGAAAUUUUGUCGAUAAAUUCGAAACCUCUUCACGGGAUGACACAUGCCGAGGCUAUUGCUGAGUUCAAGUCCGUCAAGGCUGGAGACGUGGUACUUCAUGUUGGUCGUCGUGUUAACAAGAAGAAACGAGAAUCGUUAACGUUACCACCGGUUGGUCCAUCGACACCUCGACAGCCAAUCAAAUGAACAAGAAAUUUCUUUAAAUUUAA